UCGCCUCUUGCCACCGCCCUCACAAUUCACGAGCAACAACGUCUCUCUCUCUCUCUCUCUCUCUCUCUCUCUCUUCUCGUCCUCUGCGCCUCUGCACGGCACGAGACAGGAGGAGGGCGAUGGAGUUUAUGGAGCCCAAGGACAUCGACUGGAGCAGGGUGGUGUCGCGGUACGUGCGCGACGAGACCUACGAGGGCAUCGUGGCCCCGCGCUGGGCCGACCUCGCCGACCCCAACGCCGGUCGCGCCGACGUCGACGAAGAAGCUUGGUUCUGCCGCUCCGAUUGCCAUCACCCGAAGACGGCCGAGGAUUUCUUCAAGCUAAGCCCCAGCCCCAAGGGCAAGCUGCUGCGAUCAGCGUCGGCCAUGCUGCCGUUCGGCGAGAGGAACGCCAAUGCCACCAUCCUCAGAGACGGCAAUAACAACCUGAAGUGGCGGGGCGCCGGCGCCGGCGGUGCCGUUCCCACCUCCACGUCGCCCAAGCCAAAGGCAGCGCACAAGAAGAGUUUCCAGGAGGACAGCGAGAACCGGGACCCUACGCUGGCCAGGCCGCCACCACCACCAGCGGCAAGUAGGCCGCCUUUCGGUGCCCCCCGGUGGACCAAGAACGCCAAGGAGGCCAUCAAGUCCAGUGCGGAGAAGCGGCCCGACAAUGCAGAGGAGGAGGUGCUGCUCAGCAAGAACACCACAUCGAGGCAGCUCAAGAGCACCCUCUCUGCGAGGAACCUGUUUUCCGGAAGGGAUAUACUUGGCCAGAUAUCGGAGUUCUACGAUGAGCUCAAGCGGAUGGUUGGCGGCAGCGGCGGCCGGCGUGUCUCAGAAAGCCUGGAGGAAUGCAGCUCAAGCCCAAUGAACGGGAGCGGUGUGGCGGAGAAGGUGGCUUGUGAUGGUGCCUCCGGUGAUCUGCUUCCCUCGGAGAUCGUGAAGGAGGUGGCAAGACAAGAAACAGUACAAAAGAGUCCAAGCCCGAUUUUCUGCAGGAAGGGAAAGAAGGUGGGGUUGAAGGUGGAAGCAGGGAAGCAAAGGUCACCCUCUGUGCUGAAGGAGGUGAAGGCAACACCGCCGACUCCACAGCGGUUUCCAUCCCCAUCGGUGAACCGCAGUAAGAAUGUUAAAGCUGGAGGGAUGGCAACGGUAGGCUCACCACUCAAGAAGCCACUGAAGGAGAAGGGGACACCCAGUAAAGAUCUGGAGAACAAAAGAGAUGCUAUGAGGCAACCUUUUGGGGUUAAGGAUAUGAACAAUACAAGAGCUUGUGAUGCAGAAGGGAGCUCCAGUAGCAUAUUUUGGUUCUUGAAGCCCUGCACUUUCCUUGUGGACUAGCGACAUAAUAAGAAUUUUAUCCAAGGAACACUUUAUGUAGUUAGAAUCCAUUACUUCAUUCAUUUCCAAAUAUUCUCAGUUCCUAUUUGAUUUAUUCAUUUGAUGGACACCCUGUCCCGGAAAUAAACAAAAAGCAUAUGUAUAGUCAUACAAGCUGAGAGAGUCUUUCCAUAUAUAUAAUUCGAGAUAUAGCAAAAUGAUGUUGUUCUUCUGCUGCUUGGUUGUUUGACCAGAGAAACUGCAUUUUUUUCUUCUUGAAUUUAUAUCCUGAGGUGAUACAAAUAAAUGCUUUGUUUGAAUGUUGUUGCCCCUCUCCUGCUACUUAUUAGCAGCUGUACAAAACU
Messenger RNA from Phragmites australis (common reed), 1666 nucleotides. RefSeq lists its product as uncharacterized. The transcript is spliced from 7 exons. Bases 120 to 1322 code for a protein of 400 amino acids. The record is from RefSeq and is a predicted model, not a curated record. NCBI's taxonomy places the organism in Eukaryota, Viridiplantae, Streptophyta, Magnoliopsida, Poales, Poaceae.